This is a messenger RNA of Orbicella faveolata, 1041 nucleotides long. RefSeq lists its product as uncharacterized. The record is from RefSeq and is a predicted model, not a curated record. Lineage: Eukaryota; Metazoa; Cnidaria; Anthozoa; Scleractinia; Merulinidae.
AUGUCUCCUCUAGUUUUUGUCUUUGUGUGUCUUGCGUCCAUGAACGUUCUUGGAGAACCAGAAGAACAGCCGAUCAAACUUGAACAAGAAAGCCAACAGUAUGCACUUCCCGACAGCGCUAUCGGUCUUUGGCUUCAGCAACAAAAAAUGGUGAAAAGAGUAUGCCACAGGGACACCAAGGAAAAAGUACACACAGAGUUAUUUGUUGACGCUUACCCUGUGAGAGGUAAACAUACACCCAUUUCCCCUUUCACUGGGACAACUAAGAGGCCACAUUGUCGAACACCAAUAUCAAGGCUGAACGAGAAACAACAACGGCUCAAUCUUAUCUUGGAAAACACAGGAACUGGACAAACAUUCCAAGUGGCUAAUUGUAAAACAAGUCUUGUUGAUGCCACAAGAGAGGAGGAGCACUCGCGCGGAGAUCAAGAAGUUUGUCCUGGUACCGACCUUUGCAUAGCCUCGCUAUCAGAGGUUACCACGAUCAGGACAUUGACUGGUGUUCGUGACGUCACAAGUGCUGUCAGCUGCACAUGCGUUCCACGUGAAAGGGACUGUCAGCGAAUUUCCAGCCAGCAAGUCUUUUUCAAUGAAACCAAGUUUGAAACGAGAGUCGAUGUCGGUCAGUGCAUUGGAAAGUGUCGCUUACAUGGUUCUCGUGAAAUAGAAUGCAAGCCAACCUCUUUAAAGACUGUCACAGUAAUAGGACCAAAUGGUGCCAAGUGUGUUGAAGUAAUCCGGUCAUGUGCAUGUGAAAGAAAGUGUUACAGAAUCUCUCAUAACGAGGCAUUUGCAGUCCAACACAACAACUCCACAUUGACAAAGAUUAUCGAUGUCGGUCGCUGCGUUGGAAAAUGUUCUGGUCACACCAAAGGAGAAUGUCUUUACUGGAUAAACAACAGAGAUGGGUCUGGGUCGAGAACAAGGCAUUGCGCAGUCCGCACUAAGACUAGGCCGAAGCAAUGUUACCCAGAAUCCACCAGUGAGCAGACUGUGGGCGGAAAGACGGUGUCGGUUAUAGAGUCGUGCGCGUGUCGCUAG